Molecule: messenger RNA, 1385 nt
Organism: Aspergillus pseudotamarii
Lineage: Eukaryota; Fungi; Ascomycota; Eurotiomycetes; Eurotiales; Aspergillaceae
Exons: 2
Coding region: 317-1036 (239 amino acids)
Source: RefSeq, a predicted model, not a curated record
CAGUCUACUAUCUUUUUUCCAUCAACGCGAUGACACCCUUAUUUUGAACACCAUGAAAUCAGGAGAGAAAGUCCAAUACUAGGCAAUCUGAGCCCUUCAGACUGGUUCUCUUCGUUUUCGCAUGUUGCAGUGUAAAAGAGCCAGUUCUAGAACUGGUUAGCCCUUAUGUCUUGGCAUGACUCAAGUGAACUUCUAACAUACCUUUCUUGCAACACAUCAACUGGUACAUAGGAUACUCGGCGAUGAAGAAUGGGGCUUCUAGAUCUUCCACCGGAGGUCAUCCUAUUCAUUUACCAAGGCCUGGACUCGACAAGAGAUGCUUGUUACUUCGCACAAUCAUGCAACUCCGCCUACAUUGUCUUUUGUGAUCCGCAUAACCGAGAACAAUAUCAUUAGGGCUGCAGCUCCAAACCGAAUCUGGCUGGAAGCUUGCUUUGGAGUAAACACACUAUGGAAGCCCACAGAAUCCGAUCUUGAAGGCCUGGACCACGCUCGUACUCGGGAGUUUCUUUUGAAUGUUGGCUUCCCUGCCUUCGAGCUAUACGGCAUACCUUUCGAGUCUCUACACUUAACACAAGACCCCGAGAGUAGUAUGAAACACUAUAUUCUUACGGACAAGAACGAACUUGAAAUGCAUCCAACCCCCUCUUGUCCGCUAGCCCAGUGCAGUGAUAUAUAUUUUCAUGUUGGAAAUGUCAAUGACUGCAUGGUAAUGGUGGACGCAGUGGACGGUGAUGUAUGGCUUUACGAACCACAUUACGUCCGGUACGCUGGCGCCGGCUUUUAUAUCUAUGACUGCCCUUGGCAAAAUACAGUUGCUUGGUCGUUGGAUAGCUUUGCAAUGCUGCUUGGCAUGGUGGUAGCUGUGGUUCAGGAUCUGAGAUCAGCUCCUUGGAGGUCAUCUUCGUGGGGUUUGCAGGCACGUAGGUAUAUGCUUGACAAGUUGAGAAAACAAAUGAAUGAGUGUGACUAUGUGGUCGCAGAAGAUAUUUCAGGGUUUUGGCAUGGUUUGUUUAAGAAUUUGAGAGGGGAGUGACCUAGUUCCGAUGUUUGUUCGUUCAUAGGGGGUUUGGUUGGACUUCUUUCGGAUUGGGGGUUGAGCAUGCAUUGCCCUCGAGUGAGAGAAAGGGGGUUUCUGCCCAAGUCGUAAGGAAAGCCUUGAUUAUUUUGCCCUUACUUCUUCUCCUUCUCCUCUUUUUCUAAGAUUGAAGAUUCUGUAUGGAAUUUACUCUGUCUUUAUUCGCAACAAUUUUCGACUGCUGAGCUUGGAGUUGUGACCGCUAUUUGCUUUAAUAACAAAAAGUAUUUUGCUCUGAAAUCUUGAGCAAGUUUUGUUUGAUCACUGCGAAGUUAUUAAUAAUAGUGAUAUAUAUCGCACUGGAAAG